This is a messenger RNA of Hippoglossus stenolepis (Pacific halibut), 2671 nucleotides long. Its product is annotated as sorting nexin-1. Gene Ontology annotation, cellular component: endosome; endosome membrane. The record is from RefSeq and is a predicted model, not a curated record. NCBI's taxonomy places the organism in Eukaryota, Metazoa, Chordata, Actinopteri, Pleuronectiformes, Pleuronectidae. Gene Ontology annotation, molecular function: phosphatidylinositol binding. Gene Ontology annotation, biological process: intracellular protein transport; early endosome to Golgi transport. Bases 32 to 1588 code for a protein of 518 amino acids. The transcript is spliced from 15 exons.
CUACGUCAGCCCCUCCACAACAACAGGCAGUAUGGCGGCCAGCUCAGACCGGAGUCCUCCUCCUCUCCCCGCGGCCGAGGAGCCAGAAGCCGGGGCCACCGACAGCGACGAAGGAGAGGACAUCUUCGUCAAUAACAGUAACCCUGUGGCUGUGAGUCGAGGAGUUUCUCAGCCAGACUGUGUCGGUGAACAGCCUCCGGAUCUGUUCAGUGAAGAGCAGGCCAGCAACACUAAUACCAAAGCCAACGGAGUUCACUCUGAUGAUGACAACGACCUGUUUGCUGAUGCACACGUGGAGCUGAGCACAGACAAGUCUGGUAGCUCUGGAAGGAAGGAACUCUCCACUUCCUCUGGCCCUUGUCCUGCCUCCUCGGUCGCUCAGAGCCCUGCACCCAUGCAGGCCACCUCCAUGGAGCAGCUCGAGGAGGAAGAAGCAGAGGAUAGUUUUGAUUUGGAUGUUGCUGUCACCAACCCUGAGAAAGUUGGGGAUGGCAUGAAUGCGUAUGUGGCCUACAAAGUGUCCACCAGGACUUCCUUGGCCAUGUUCAGUAGUAAAACCUUCUCUGUGAGGAGGCGAUUUAGUGACUUCCUGGGUCUUUAUGAGAAGCUGUCAGUCAAGCAGUCGCACCAUGGUUGCAUCAUUCCACCACCACCCGAGAAAAAUGUUGUAGGAAUGACCAAGAUGAAGGUGGGAAUGGAUGAUCCGUCAUCAGGCGAGUUUGUGGAGAGAAGAAGAGCAGCUCUGGAGAGAUAUCUUCAGAGAAUCGUCUGUCACCCAUCGUUAAUACAAGAUCCUGAUGUCCGUGCGUUCUUGGAGAGAGAAGAUCUUCCCAGGGCUGUGAACACCCAGGCGCUGAGCGGAGCUGGCUUCCUCAAAAUGAUCAGCAAGGCAUCAGAUGCUGUCAACAAGAUGACCAUCAAGAUGAAUGAGUCCGACACUUGGUUUGAGGACAAGUUCCAGGAGGUGGAGAAUGAGGAGCAGCAGUUGAGGAAGCUUCAUGCCGUGGUCGACUCCCUGGUCAAUCACAGGAAGGAGCUGUGUGGGAACACAGCAGUAUUCGCCAAAAGUAUGGCCAUGCUGGGGAACUCUGAGGACAACACAGCCCUGUCCCGGGCCCUGUCCCAGCUGGCAGAGGUGGAGGACAAGAUGGAGCAGCUGCAUCAGGAGCAGGCAGCCAGUGACUUCUUCAUCUUUGCAGAGCUGCUGGCCGACUACAUCCGCCUGCUGGGUACUGUGCGGGCCUGUUUUGACCAGCGAAUGCGGGCGUGGCAAAGAUGGCAGGAGGCUCAGAGCACGCUUCAGAAGAAGAGAGAGUCCGAGGCCAAGCUGCUGUGGGCCAACAAGCCUGACAAGCUGCAGCAGGCCAAAGAAGAGAUCACUGAGUGGGAGUCGAGGGUCACUCAGUUCGAGAGAGACUUUGACAGGAUUGGCAUGACAGUACGCAAGGAGGUUCUCAGGUUUGAGAAAGAAAAAGCAAAGGAUUUCAAGAGCCAGAUAGUCCGAUAUCUGGAGGCCAUGCUGCAUUCUCAACAUCGGCUUAUUAAGUUUUGGGAGGCGUUCCUGCCUGAGGCAAAGGCGAUCGCUUAAUGAAGAGAGACUUUUUAAAGACCUUAAAUGCCUUUUUGAAACACUUUACCUCUUGACCAGCAAGUGAGAGGACAUUUUUGAAACAUACAAGAUACUUCCAUCCAUUUUUUUUUUGUCUGUUUAGUUGAUAUAUUAAGCUGCUGCAAUUACAUUAAGAUUUUCUUUUCUCUGUUUAUGUUCUUGACUUAAAGAUGGUAAAUAGCAGGAAGGUUAACCUGGCUGUUGUAUUGAGAAAAAAAAAAAUACAUGCUUGAACCUUGAGGUAACAUGCUUUAACACUGAGGUACUGCCUAGAUUAACAUUGUCUAUAGUUUACAUUAGAAGGUAGACGUAUGCAAAUCAUUCCAAUCUCUAACAGCUUACGUUGAUGGACGCAUGUCGGAUUUUAAAAAGCACUAAAAUGUAUUGUACAGUUGGAGAAGCUGUUUGUUUUUCUUUUGUUUUUCUCAUGAAAUACCACUAUUGAUGACUGAGGUCCAGGAGUAUUAGCACAUUGUUACAGUGUAUCACACAUAUUGGAUCAUAGGAAUCAUAUUCAAACUCCAAUGUGACAAGGUUACAGGCUUGUCCAAGUUGUUCUGUAACGAUAGAGGAAAUGUAAGGUUACAGCGAGAGCAAGUUAAGAGAAUGCAAUCACACUUUAUAUGAUGAUGUGUUUAUUAUAUUAAUCUGUUUCUUUCACAACAGUUUAAAGUUCUUAAAUUCUUUUGUGUCGGAGGUUGAGACCCAGAGGAAUUAAUUUGGAACCACUGCAGAGAUUGUUUACUGCCCGUGUGAAUGACUCUCGACAUGUAUGUACACAUGUACACUACUUGAAUCAAAUCAUACAAACUCUGUCAGAAGUCGUUUGUAACCAUACUUUUUUUGAUAAAUUUGUGUAACCAUGACAGAAAGGCACUGACAUUCAAGUGAUUACAGGCCCUUAUUUUCUUAUUCAGCAUUUGUAAUUGUCGUUUUUCUGUCAUGUCAUAUUUCUGUAAGAAUGUGCUUUAUUUUUGUAACCACUUUGCAUUGGCACAUACAUUUUCCUGGAAACACUAAACAGGUAGAUGUACAAAAUAAAAUAUGAUUGGAUAAGCUCUG